This is a messenger RNA of Thrips palmi, 6359 nucleotides long. Its product is annotated as plectin-like. Gene Ontology annotation, molecular function: DNA binding. The transcript has 62 exons. The record is from RefSeq and is a predicted model, not a curated record. Lineage: Eukaryota; Metazoa; Arthropoda; Insecta; Thysanoptera; Thripidae. Bases 353 to 6073 code for a protein of 1906 amino acids.
GCCGGCGCGCUGGCUGGGUGUCGUGGCUUGGCGGGGAGCCGCACGUCGUCGUGCUGCGUCUCACCGCUGUGUAUACAACCCGGUUGAGGCCGUGGGCCUUGCGUGCGCCGGUGCGUGUUCGUGCGCGUGUGUCAGUGCGUGUGUGUGUGUGUGUGUGUGUGUGUCCGCGCGUUCGAGGCGCGGCAACCUAGUCAGUCUUCCGUUGAAACAAAAACUGACAGCAAAGUCGGCGUGGAUUUGCGAGACGACCCCCAGCAGGCCUGUCAUAGCCAGCAUGGGCAGGAUAUGGGACUGAUACUCCAGUGACAGACCGUGUGGCGGAGGGCUGGUGAGUUCAGUUUCUGACUCAUGGAUGAUGACGUCUGUCAUUGUCCCUCCUGUCUUCAAGAUGGCUUCUGUCAUUGUCGCUCCCGAGGUCCAGACGGCUUCUGUCAUUGUCGCUUCCGAUGUCAAGAUGGCUUCUGUCAUUGUCGCUCCCGACGUCAAGAUGGCUUCUGUCAGUGUCGCUCCUGACGUCGAGAUGGCUUCUGUCAUUGUCGCUCCUGCCGUCAAGAUGGAAACAACGAAUGAAACAGCGGAGGACACGAGUGAAGUUGGGGCUACCGUGGAGCCGCCAGUGGUCAAUGAGCAACCGGACAGGAAGAGGCGUCGGAAGCAACCUCACCCACUUCCUGUUAUCGACUUGAAAAGAGUCGUCCCAUCCAUUCUCAAGACGCCAAUACGAUCUCGGCUGGAACAGGCUCGAUCUUCACGACUGGAGAAGGAAGCAACUGCUCGGACGGGACCAACCACACAAAGCACAAGAAGUUCAGAAAGGGUCAGAGUUCGCAACGCGGAGGAAGCGGCCAUUGCGACGGAGGAUCAAUGCCCGAGAAUUGGUAAUCGCCGUAAAAGAAUCAGGGUUUACACGGCGGAGCAACGCGCCAGGAAAAAGGCACGCGCUCGAGAGACCAGAGCAGCUAUGACGGCGGAGCAACGCGCCAGGAAAUAUGAACGCGAUCAAGCGCGCAGAGUAGCACUGAGAAAAGCUCGCCUGCGGCUCGCUGGAAAAGACGGGACUUCGGAAGCACCUGUGACGCCGGAGGAGAUGAAACGCGCGAAGAGAAAUGAACGCGACCGAGCACGCAGAGCAGCACGAAGGCAAUCUCAGUUGGGGCUCCCUCCAUCUCAGCCACGACUGGAGGUGGAAGGUACCACUUCAGAAAGGGGUGGGUCCAUCAGCUCGCCAACAGAGAAUGCACCUGGAAAGCAGUCUCGAUUGGGGCUCCCUCCAUCGCGGCCACGACUGGAGAAGGAAGAUAAGACAUCGGAAUGGAAUGCGCCUAUUAGCUCACCAACUGAGCAUGCACCUGCACUGAAACAGUCUCAGUUAGGGCUCCCUCCAACGUGGCCCCGACAGGAGAAGGAAGGGACGACUUCGAAAAGGGAUGGGGCCAUUAGCUCAGCAGCAGAGGAUGCAACGAUAACUUCCCGGGCUGAACCAGCCUCACAAGGAACAAGAAGUUCCGAACGAGUCAGAGUUCACAAAGCAGAAGAAGAAGCUUUGCCAGAGGAGCGAUCUGCAAGGAAGGAAUUUGACGGAGCACGCUUAAUAGCUGUUCGUUUACCAGAGGAACAACCCGUGUCAAAAGCCGGUCACCAGAAAGAAAGCAUGUUGGCUGUCCGUUUGUCAGAGCUUCGACGCGCAUUGGAAGUCGAGCGCGAGAGGAAGCGAAAAUCAGGAGAACAACGUAUGUCGGACACCGACCUGGACAAAACACGCUUGUUAGUUGUUCGUCUGUCUGAGGAACACUGUCAGUCUGAAGCCAACCAAGAGAAAGAACGCGUAUUAGCCGUUCGUCUGUCGGAGGUCCAACGUGUGUUGGAAGACCACUGUGGCGCAGAUAGCAUUUUAGGUGUUCGAUUGUUAGAGGUUAGAGAACGGGGUGGGUCUACCAGCUCACCAACAGAGAAUGCACCUGCAGGAAAGCAGUCCCAGUUGGGGCUAUCGCGGCCACGACUGGAGAAGGAAGGUACGACUUCGGAAAGGGAUGAGGCCAUUAGCUCAGCAGCAGGGUAUGCACCUGCACUGAAACAGUCUCAGUUGGGGCUCCCUCCACGGCGGCCACGACAGGAGAAGGAAGGUGCGACUUCGGAAAAGGAUGGGGCCAUUAGCUCAGCAGCAGAGGAUACACCUCGUGAGUACAUUGUAGCUUCCCGGGCUGAACCAGCCUCUCAAGGAACAAGAAGUUCAGAUCGGGUCAGAGUUCGGAAAGCAGAAGAAGAAGCAGCCAUGGCAACAGAGGCAGAGGAGCAACGCACAGGAAUAAAUGGUCAGGUACAAGAAAGUAGAGCUUUGCCAGAGGAGCGACCUGCGAGGGAGGAAUUUGACGGAGCACGCUUAAUAGCUGUUCGUUUACCAGAGGAUCAACCCGUGUCAAAAGCCGGUCACCAGAAAGAAAGCAUGUUGGCUGUCCGUUUGUCAGAGCUUCGACGCGCAUGGGAAGUCGAGCGCGAGAGGAAGCAAAAAUCAGGAGAACAACACGUGUCGGACCUGGACAAAACACGCUUGUUAGUUGUUCGCCUGUCUGAGGAACACUGCCAGUCUGAAGCCAACCAAGAGAAGGAACGCGUUUUAGCCGUUCGUCUGUCGGAGGUCCAACGUGUGUUGGAAGACCACUGUGGCGCAGAUAGCAUUUUAGGUGUUCGAUUGUUAGAGGUGCAACGCGUCUCGGAAUCUGACCGUGAAAAAGAAUCCCAAUCAGCAGCCACUACAGCAGAGGUUGCAGGCACUAUAUCAAAUGAUGGCGCAGUACGCAAGGCAGCUACUGCAGCAGAGGAUGCAGGCACGAAAACAAAUAAUGGCGUGAAAGUUCGCAGGGGCAAACCUUCACGAGGCACGAUAACAAGUGAUGGCGUUAAAGUUCGCAAGGUCAAACCUUUGACGGAGGAGCAACUCUUGAAGAAAAGGGAGCGUGACCGCGAAGCCUGGAGGAGAAGAUACCACGACCGUUCAAUUAAACCAGUUUUCACGGAGGAGCAACGCGCGAGGAGAAAUGAACGCGACCGACAGCGCAGAGCACGCAAAGCAGCACUGAAACGGGCUCAGUUGGGGCUCCCUCCACGGCGGCCACGACAGAAGAAGGAAGGUACGACUUCGGAAAAGGAUGGGGCCAUUAGCUCAGCAGCAGACGAUGCACCACUAGCUUCCCGGCUGAAAGCAUUCUCAAGAAGCAAGAGAUGUUCAGACCGGGCCAGAGUUCGCGAAGCGGAAGAAGAAGGUAAGCAUCAAGCCAAUGCAACAGAGGAUGAAUGCCCGGGAGUAAAUGAUGGCGCACAAGAAAGCAGCGCUUUGACGGAGGAGAAACGCGCGAACGCCAAACUCUACUUCUUUUGGCCGCCGCCUCAGCCUACAUCGGCCAAAGGGCAGAGUCCGAAGAAAGCUCUUCGGGGGGAAAAGCGUCGCUUGACUGAAAAGAACUCCCAAGGGAAAGGCCUACCAAAGAAAAUAAAAUGGCCAGGCGAACCUAUGACGGACGAGGAAUUCGAGCUCAAACUCAAACUCAUCAAAGAACGAUACGCAGCGAAAGAACUUGAAAUGGAGAAAUCUUACAAAGAAAAAGAAGCCGCUGGCGUGCCUUUGACGGCCGAGGAGUACGUGCUCAAAGUCAAACUUACCAAAGAACGCAACGCAGCCCAACAACUUGAAAUCGCGAGAGCAUUCAGAGCCAAGGAAGAAGCUGUAUGUGUUUCAGGAGAGCCUUGUGGCUCGAGUGAGGAACAGCCUGGAGGAAGUCAGGAAGGCGACAAAGAAGGGGAAGAUGCACCGAUGGCGGACGCGCAACUCGCUGCGAAUGCAGAACAAGACGAUUGCGAACUGGAAAGGCAAAGAGAAAGGACACUCCUCGUAGCGGCGGAGGUUCGACGCGCGAGGAACGCGGCGAGGAGAGUUGCCUACAAAAAGCGUCAGUUGACUGAAGAGCAGCUCGAAAGAAAAAGGCAUCGCGACAGAGAGCGCAUCAAACGUAUCAACCGUCUUUUGACUAAAGAGCAGCGCGCGCUGAAGGCCGAACGGGAAAGGGCACGCCGGGCAGUUAUGCCAGAGGAACGUCGCGCGAGGAGAAAUGAACGCGAAAGGAUUCGCAGAGCAGCCAAAGCCAAGAUGUACGAGGAACGCGGGAUAAAAGCUGAGCGUUUCCUGACUGAAGAGCAGCGCGCCAGGAAAUCUGAACGCGACAAGGCGCGCCGGAGAGGCAGGUCUAUGACUGAUGAAGAGCGCGCAAGGAAAAUUGAACGGACAAGGAAACGCAGGGCAGCUUUGACUGGAGGGCCGCCGAUUGUAAGAUUUAUACGCGCCAAAACUGUCCCAUUGACUGAGGAGCAACGCGCCAGAAGACAGGAACUACAACGAGCAAGACUGGAGACAAGACGCCUGGAAGACAAGUCUGCGACGACACGGCAACGCGUCACAGCAGAACUCAACAAGGAAGACCCGACCGAGGGUGGUAAAACCAGGGGUAAACCAGUGCCUCCUGAAUUGGCGGAGGCGCGACGCCUCAGAAAGCUGCAACUCAAGAGAGAGACCAGGCCAUCGCGAGCAGUGUCUUUACUGACGGAGGAGCAGCGUCAAAGUAUCAUCGAAGCCAAACUAGCAUUCCGAGCACAGCUACUAGCCCCACUCACGGAGGAAGAGCGGGAAAGAAGGAGCAAACAUGUAGAGGAAUUCCUGGCAAGACAAGCGGAAAAGCAAUCUUCCAAGGAGACAGGACAUGAAAGCAAUGCUGAGACAGAAUCUGAUUCAGAGGACGACGCAGAGCUGAAGAAAAACCCCAAAAAGGGCAGCACCCCGACAGAGAGUCAACCCUUCAAGGGGCAGAUGUUCCUGUUUCAGGAGCUAACAGAGGAUUGCGUUGAGCUUGAGAACUCGAAAGAGGAGGGGACUGGCAUAUUUUGCCACUGGAAUGCGUUUCGUUACGCUGACCAGGCGACGUCGUCCACGGCUGCGGCGCGGCGGUUGCUGGACGGAGUGUUCACCACGGAGGCGCUGGCCGUGUGCAGCGUCGCUCAGUUCAGCCUCAGACCAUGUCUGGACCCGAAAGGAUCCAAUGCCAUUAUAGAACAAGCCCUACUCUGGCAACGAAGAAAGAACCUGUCGCCGGAGAAGAACGAGAAGUUGAUACGAUUUUCUAUGGUUUACCGGCUCAGCGAAUACAGAGUAUUGGAUCCGGAGGAUGCAGAAAAGAGAGGGAAGUCAAAAGAUAGAAGGAAAAGGGAUGCCAGUGCCAACUCUGACUCCGAGGACGCUGACGGGGCGCCGAAGCAGAGGCCGAGGAGGAAAUAUAAGUCGGCCAAGAUCAAGGGAAGUACUUUUGGCCAUAUCCCGACAGAGGGCUCAAGCUACGAGGGACAGAUGUACCAGUGCGAGGAGCUGACAGAGGAUUGCGUUGAGCUCCAGGACUCGAAAGGAGAGGGGACUGGGGUAUUUUGCAACGGAGUCGAGUACAAAAUCGCUGAGACGAGGACAUCGGCAACGGCGGUGGCGCGACGGUUGAUGGACGGAGUGUUCACCUCGGAAGCCAUGGCAACGUGCAGCUUGACCGGGAUCAAGGCACGCGGCAGAGCGAAAGUGAGAAUAGAUAGACCAACUCUCGACCCGAAAGGAACCAAAGCCAUAAUAGAACAAGCCUUGCUCUGGCAAGAAACGAAGAACUGGUCGCAAAAGCAGACCCCAAUAAUGAUUCGUACUGCCAUGAGUUGCCGGGUCAGCGAAAUCAAGGCCAUGAAACGUGCAGAGAAGCCAGAAAAUAAAGGAGAGGUGGCAGAGACGGACGAGUCAGUGAAGACGAAGGAAAGAGAAAGGACAGAAGAGAGACGCGAGAUGGAAGAGACAGUGAAAACAAAGGAGGGAGAGAAGACAGAAGAGAGAGAGGAGAUGAAAGAGACAGUGAAAACAAAGGAGGGAGAGAAGACAGAAGAGAGAGGAAAGAUGGAAGAGACUGUGAAAACAAAGGAGGGAGAGAAGACAAAAGAGAGAGAGAAGACACAAGAUACAGUAACAAUGGAGACGAGGAGGAGUAGACGGAAUAAACAGUGAACACUCUAAAAUGUCAUGGACACUAAAUCGCCUUGUGAUGACAAAAAGAAGCCUAAGACGUAGACCGAUCCCAAUUUUAAGUCACUUCUGUAUGCUGUGCAGCUACGUACCCGUUCGUGUUACAAAGAAAGAUUGUUUGUGUUGAAGUCUGAUAAUUUGUUUUCAAACAUGUUCGUUUAUAAGAGUAUUAUAAGAGUAUUUGUUGUAGGAGUUUUAAAUAAGUAGUAUUGUGUAAGAGUAAGAGUGUAAGAGUCAGAGUACUGAAUUAUAUACAAAUCAUAAAACA